Molecule: messenger RNA, 1455 nt
Organism: Symbiodinium necroappetens
Lineage: Eukaryota; Dinophyceae; Suessiales; Symbiodiniaceae
Source: the annotation of a GenBank genome assembly
AUGGUGGCGCUUGGAGGAAUGUUUUUUCUGGCGAUCUUCGGAGAUCUGCGGGCCCUCACGUCUUCAAGCGAAACUGUCGCCUCCGUCUCGGGCGCCGUCACAGCUGCCAGUGUGGCACUCGACAACUCCAUGCGCCGAGCAGAAAGUUACAAUGUGUGGACGACAGCACCGAUGGCUGACAUUCCACCAGCUGCUGCUCAGCCAGCAGAAAUCCAGCAAUUGCAGCAGCCAGCCGAAGCUCAGCAGUCCAUGGAGGAUGGCAGGUCUGCCGCACUCCCGCCGAACCUGGUGAGAGAGGCAGAAACACCCGCGCCAUCCUCCAAAUUCGGUUUCUACCUCCAUGUCUUUGCCGAUCCAGCUGCUGUAAUUCACCAAGUGCGGCAGGUCAAACAGCACUUUCCGGACUCUCCGAUUUACGUCAUGAGUGACGGAGGGUUGGACUUCAGCAACAUGUGCAAGCGAGAGAAGUGCAUUUUCACGCUUUGCCCGCCAGCCAAUGACCGUUGGCAUCCGUGGCCAUUUUUCAGACGUCUUUAUGAUGCUGCCUUGAGCCUCAACACUGAAUUCAUCAUCAUGCUGGAGCCGGACAACACACUGCAUGGCCCAGUCAAGCGGAUUCCACAAGACGAUGCAGGUGGUGUGCAUGUCCCGAAGCGUUCCUUCAGGCUCGCAGAGCACGUGGAGAAACUGGCACAGGAUCGAGCUCCGGGCUUUCAGUGGAGCGCCGAGAGCAUGCAAGCUGGGCUUUGUGGCGGAGCCUAUUUCCGUACCGAAGCCGUUCUAGACGCUUUCUCUGACGAAAACAUGAUGCGGAUUGAUUGGAACCUGCUUGGAGAGAGUGUCGACAAAGAGAUAUUCUCGUCGGAUUUUGCCAUGCAGUAUGCACUAGCGGCUCGAGGAUGGCGAGUUGGCAUCUGGGAGGAGGUUGCGCAAAUGGACAAAGACAAGGAGGUGCCGCUGGCUGGAUCUCGAGAUGCUGCCUUUCGACACUACUGCUCGUGUUACCCUGGUGGCAAGCCCACCUACAAUCUGAAGCUUCAGCCAGAAGACGAAGAUUUGUUUGCUCCAGCACCCGCGGAGUACACGGUGCCGAAUUCCAACUGCCAGCUUUGCUACAACUUAGACAGAUAUGUGGAGAAUUGGGGAAGUCCGAAGUGUACCAACCGACUGCCAUUCUCAUAUUCGCAGAAGCUGAUGGACACGUACCAUCCAGAGCUGAAGAGCAAGCCUUGCGAAUUGCCGUUCCUCUGCAAGCCUCAGCAGGCUCUACCAAACUCCGUGCACGAUUCGAAGUACGGCUUCUACUUGCACGUCUAUGCUGAUCCUGCUGCGGUCAUCUUCCAGGUUCGUCAGCUUCGGAAGCACUUCCCCGCUUCACCGAUUUAUGCCAGCUCCUUGAACGCCCUGCCGGGACAGCUUGGUUCGAACUUCAUCUGCUGUUGGUUGAGAGAGUAA